Leptopilina boulardi is the source of this 2024-nucleotide messenger RNA. RefSeq names its product Krueppel homolog 2 (gene Kr-h2). NCBI's taxonomy places the organism in Eukaryota, Metazoa, Arthropoda, Insecta, Hymenoptera, Figitidae. The transcript has 6 exons. Gene Ontology annotation, cellular component: membrane; endoplasmic reticulum. The record is from RefSeq and is a predicted model, not a curated record. The coding region runs from base 256 to 1011 and encodes 251 amino acids. Gene Ontology annotation, biological process: membrane organization; endoplasmic reticulum tubular network organization.
AGCAGCAGCCAGCAACAGCUCAUAGAAGUGGAAAAGCGAAAGCGGUUGAUCAAAUAUUAAAUUGCAUAUCGUUAAUUGCAAUAAACGGACGUUCAUAGCAGUUUAUGUGAAUAUUUAUAUAAAAGUGAUCACAGUUGAGAAAGUUUUAUUUUUUUUUUUUGCUUUUUUGUACAUAUAAUAAAAGUAAUUAUUUUAAUAAAGAAGAGCUUUUAAAGUGAAAUAUUAACCUAUAACAAUUGCUCAUCUCCAAGAAUUAUGGCAGAGCCAACGACUACGACACAACCUGAGAGAGGAUGGGCAAAUUUGAAACAACAUGUGGUUGAACAUAAAAUUGAAGCUGGAUUAUGGGCAUUGAGACUACUCGCUAUACUUUUUACAGUAGCGUAUUUCAUUCCUAUAUUUGGAAAUCCCUACAAUGUAUACUAUAAAGCGUUAAUUAGUAAUUCAGCAAUCAAUGCAUUGAGACUGCAUCAAAGAAUGCCACCUAUUCAAUUUUCAGCAGCAUUUUUUGCAGAGCUGUGUUUAGAAGAUUCAUUCCAUUAUUUGUUUUAUGCAUCAAUAUUCCUCUAUGCUUCUCCAAUAGCGUUGGUUCUUAUUCCCAUAUUUUUAUUCGCAUUACUUCAUUUCUCAAGUUAUUCUCUCACACUGCUCGACUGUAUAGGUCAAAAUCGCAUGUGGGCAGCACGAUUAAUGAUCUCGUUGGUGGAAUUUCAAUCAGGCAACAUUUUACGUUUCAUUGCACUGACUGAGGUCAUUUUAAUGCCAAUUUCAAUAUUUUUAGUUUUCUCGGGUCGUGCCGGUUUACUAACGCCAUUUAUCUAUUACCACUUUUUGAGAUUACGUCUCAAUUCAAGACGAAAUCCCUAUACACGCAACGUUUUUUAUGAAAUUAAAAAUUCAAUCAGUAGUCUUGCUGCAAAACAAUCUAUACCUCCAAUUAUAAGAAGUGUUUUAAGUUAUUUCUUACAUUUUCUUCAAAUGAUGGAACCUGUUCGUCAACAACAACAAUAAUGCGUGAUUGGAGAGGGGAAAAAAUUGUAAAUUUUUCAUUUUGAGGAACAAUUUAAAAUUUCGAUUACAAUUUUAAAAUGUUCCUUGAUCGUGUUUUAGGUAUAUAUAUAUAAAUAUAAAUAUAAUGUCUGUGAGGAAUGUCAAGGAUUUUUGUAUACGUGAUGUCUUAAAUUUAAGCCCCACAAAUUUGUUAUAGACAUUUCACGUAAUGUGAUACUUGCACAUUUCAAAUUGAAAGACACUGAGAAACUUAAUGCUGUUUGCAUUAUAAGCUAUACCAAUAUUUUUUAUUCUCUUAAUUUAUUUUUCAAAUUAAUCUUGAAAACAAUUUUGUGAAUAAUAAUCUAUAUAUAUAUAUAGAAAUUAUUUUAAAAAAACAACAUUUUUACAACAAAGAGAAGUAAUUGAGAAAAGUUUUUGUGUCAAAAAUUUCAUCUUGUUGCUAUUUUUUCGAUGAAAUUAAAAUUGUCCAUUUCUCUAUAAGAUUAAAUUUUAGGGGUUAAUUUUUUAAAUAUAUUAAAAUUUACUCUCGAAAAUAAUAAUUUGAUAGUUCCUAUUUAUUCAGAGAGUAAAUAUUAAUAAAAAUUUGUUUCUUGGAUGUUUUAUUGUCAAGUAUUUUCUUUUUCAUUAAAACUAAACUAGGCGUAACUUUCAAAUAAAGUGAUUAAUCGAAUGCUAGUUAUGCUAGACAUUUACAAUUUUUACCGUAAUUUUAAAUCUUAAAAAUAAAAAAAAAAAAAGAAUUUGUCUUAAUGUCUAUAUUCAACAGAUCUUUUUCAUUGCUUAUCAUAUUAAUAAUUUAGAUCAGACAGUUUAUAUUUUUAUCGAAAAAAUUAAUAUUGGAUAGCUUUUGUAAACUAGUAUUUAGUAAUAAAUUCAUUGUUGACUAAAGUGUGAAAAAUAUUUUGCACGUACUGAAAAUAUUUUUUUGUACAAUAAAAUGAAAUAUUACGCUAAAUGUUUCUAAUUUAAAAACAUAAUAUGACCAUAAUAAAUUUUUGCAGUGAAUUAUA